This is a messenger RNA of Mesocricetus auratus (golden hamster), 10272 nucleotides long. RefSeq names its product replication timing regulatory factor 1 (gene Rif1). The record is from RefSeq and is a predicted model, not a curated record. Gene Ontology annotation, biological process: telomere maintenance. Bases 4 to 7281 code for a protein of 2425 amino acids. NCBI's taxonomy places the organism in Eukaryota, Metazoa, Chordata, Mammalia, Rodentia, Cricetidae. Gene Ontology annotation, cellular component: nucleus. The transcript is spliced from 35 exons.
GACAUGACGGCCGCAGGUCGCAGCCCCCUGGAGCCGCUCCUGGAGACUUGGGAAGACCCCUCGGUGUCUCCCGGAGAGCAGACGGACGCCUACCUAACUCUGACCAGUCGUAUGACUGGAGAAGAAGGAAAAGAAGUCAUUACAGAAAUUGAGAAGAACCUUCCUCGGCUGUACACGGUUUUAAAGGCUCAUAUUUCCAGUCAGAACUCUGAACUGAGUAGUGCUGCUCUACAGGCCUUGGGAUUUUGCUUAUAUAAUCCCAAAAUUGCCUCCGGACUGUCAGAGGCAAAUAUUCAAGAACUGCUUUUAACCUUGAAUGGUAUCAUUAAGAGUUCAGACAAAAAUGUGUGUACCAGGGCACUGUGGGUAAUAUCCAAACAGACAUUUCCUAGUGAACUUGUUAGCAAAAUGGUAUCCAGUAUUAUUGAUUCAUUGGAAGUGCUACUAAGUAAAGGAGAGGUACAUUCUGCAGUUGUUGAUUUUGAAGCUUUAAAUGUUAUUAUCAGGCUAAUUGAACAAGCCCCAGUUAAAAUGGGAGAAGAAUCUGUGAGGUGGGCCAAAUUGGUCAUACCAUUAGUUGUUCACUCGGCACAAAAGGUACAUUUGCGGGGAGCCACUGCUCUGGAGAUGGGGAUGCCAUUGCUGCUUCAGAAACAACAAGAAAUAGCCUUGAUUACAGAGCACCUUAUGACUACUAAAUUAAUCUCAGAACUCCAAAAACUAUUUAUGAGUAAAAACGAGACUUAUGUAUUAAAAUUAUGGCCUUUGUUUGUCAAACUUCUUGGAAAGACAUUGCACCGAAGUGGGAGUUUCAUCAAUUCUUUGUUACAGCUGGAAGAACUGGGCUUCCGUAGUGGAAUACCCAUGAUUAAAAAGAUAGCCUUCAUUGCUUGGAAAAGCUUAAUAGAUAAUUUUGCUUUAAACCCAGAUAUACUUUGUAGUGCAAAAAGACUCAAGUUGUUAAUGCAGCCUUUGAGUUCCAUCCAUGUGAGAACAGAAACAUUAGCAUUAACAAAAUUAGAAGUUUGGUGGUAUUUACUGAUGAGACUUGGACCUCAGCUCCCUGGCAAUUUUGAGCAGGUUUGUGUGCCUCUGAUUCAGAGCACAAUAAGUGUUGAUAGCAUUGCUACACCACAAGGCGGUUCAUCCCGAGGGUCUACUUCUCCUGGCUUAAGUCCACUGACUCCUGGACAUAAAGGUGCUUCUCCUUAUGGAGUUCCUGCAACUCCACGUGUGAACCCAAGUUCAAAUAUAGGUGGAAUGGCUUCAAUUCCUUCCAUUCAACUUUUGGGACUGGAAAUGAUGCUUCAUUUUUUGUUGGGUCCAGAAGUCCUGAAUUUUGCUAAGCAACACAAACUUGUACUGAGCUUAGAGCCCCUGGAACACCCACUAAUCAGUAGCCCUUCUUUCUUCUCCAAGCACGCACACACACUUAUCACUGCUGUUCAUGAUAGCUUUGUCGCAGUUGGCAGGGAUGCUUCAGAUGCUGUAGUCAGUGCUAUCUGGAAGGAACUAAUUAGCUUGGUGAAGUCAGUUACUGAAUCAGGAAACAGAAAAGAAAGAUCAGGCUCUGAAGUUUUGACUCUCCUACUAAAAUCUUUGGAAAACAUAGUGAAGUCAGAAGUGUUUCCUGUAUCAAAAACACUGGUCCUCAUGGAAAUUACAGUUAAAGGACUUCCUCAGAAAGUAUUAGGUUCACCAGCAUAUCAGGUUUCUAAUAUGGAUAUUCUUAAUGGUACUCCAGCAUUAUUCUUAAUCCAGUUAAUUUUCAACAACAACCUUGUAGAAUGUGGUGUAGCAGAUGAAAAGUUUUUUCUCAAUCUAGAAACACUUGUAGAAUGUGUACUUUCUGGCCCAACUUCACCUUUGGCUUUUAGUGAUUCUGUAUUAAGUGUGAUUAAUCAGAAUGCAAAGCAGUUGGGAAAUAAAGAGCAUCUCUGGAGAAUGUGGAGUAUUAUAGUCACUCCCCUGACUGAUGUGAUCCAUCAGACCAAUGAAGUAAAUCAAGGUGAUGCCUUAGAACACAAUUUUAGUGCCAUCUAUGGUGCAUUGACUUUACCAAUAAACCAUAUUUUUUCAGCUCAAUCAUUUCCCAUGGCCACUAUGAAGACUUUACUUAAAACUUGGUCUGAAUUGUAUAGAGCAUUUACACGCUGUGCUGCUUUGGUGGCAACAGCAGAAGAGAAUUUGUGCUGUGAAGAACUUUCUUCUAAAAUAAUGUGCAAUUUGGAAGAUGAAGUCCUUUCAGAUUUGUUAUUCUUGGACAGGAUCUCUCAAAUUAUUAUUGUAAUGGUUGAUUGUAUCGACUUUUCACCAUAUAAUAUUAAAUAUCAGCCCAAAAUCAAAUCACCACAGAGAUCUUCAGAUUGGUCCAGAAAGAAGAAGGAACCCCUUGGAAAGCUGGCUUCUUUAUUUAAGCUAAUUGUGAGAGUGAUCAACUCUUUCCACACUCUGAGCUUCAAGGAAAAGUGUUCUGAUGCAUUGUUUCCUAUUGGUAACUCUAUCAUAAGCAUGCUUUCCAAUAUAUUUGGACAUAUUUCCUUGCCUUCCAUGAUCCGAGAAAUAUUUGCAACUUUUACAAGACCUAUGGCUUUACUGUAUGAAAACUCAAAGCUUGAUGAAGUUCCUAAAGUGUAUAGUAGUUUGAACAACAAGUUAGAAAAGCUCUUAGGAGAAGUGGUUGCUUGUCUCCAGUACAACUACUCUGGAGCUUAUGACAGUGAACUUCUUGGACAACUUUCUCCACUUCUGUGCAUAGUGUUUCUUCACAAGAAUAAACAGAUUCGGAAACAAAGUGCUCUGUUGUGGAACGCUACGUUUGCUAAAGCAACAGCUCUGGUUUAUCCUGAGGAAUUAAAACCGAUAUUAAGAGAAGCUAAACAAAAAACAUUGCUUCUCUUGCCUGGUUUGGAAAAUGUUGAAAUGAUGGAUGAAUCCAGCGUACCAUAUUCAGAUGCUACAGAAAAUUCACAAUUAAAUGUCAAGAUAAGUGGCAUGGAAAGAAAAUCAAGUGGAAAAAGAGAUUCCUUUUUGGCACAGACAAAGGAUAAAAAAGAAAAUACGAAGCUGUCGGCGAAACUGAAAUUAGAAUCUUCAUCUCCAAAACUAAAGAACAGUAAGCUUUUGGAAGAGGAAAAGUCUACGGACUUUGUGUUCAUACCUCCAGAAGGAAAGGAGGCAAAGGCAAGGGUUCUGACUGAGCACCAGAAAGAAGUUCUCAAGACGAAACGGUGUGAUAUUCCUGCCUUGUAUAAUAAUCUGGAUGUUUCACAAGACACUUUAUUUUCUGCUCAGUUUAGUCAAGAAGAAUCUAUGGAAAGCCCCACUUUAACUGAAAAACCAAAAGAAGAUACCAAGAUAAUAAAGGAAGAGCAAACAGAGAGUGCAGCUUUCAUCCCUCAAGAUGCUGUGGAAAACUGUGGUAUGAAUGAACAUCCUGAAAAGACUUCAUUACCAAAUGACUGUGGUUCUGUUGCUGAAACCAAUUCAGAAAUGCUGAGCUCUGGUAUUGAUGCUACAAAAAAUACGUUAAUUGCAUCAAAGAUAAUGUCAGCUGAAUGUUCAUCUACUACAGAAAGUUCACUGGUCAACAGUAGUUCAGUUUCUAAUACCACUGUUUCUGGAACUCCACAGCCUACAAGUCGGAGGCAAACUUUUAUUACUUUGGAGAAAUUUGAUGGUUCAGAAAAUAGACCUUUUAGCCCAUCCCCUUUAAAUAACAUGUCCUCCACUGUUACAGUGAGAAAUAACCAGGAAAACACAACUAAAACUGAUACGCCACCAAAAGCAAGGAAAAGAGAAAUGACUCACUCAAAAUCUGAUUCAGAAAAAUUAGUGAAUGGAGGUAAGAAAUCAGGCCGGAGGUGGAGUAAAGCUGAGCCGUCAGCUAAUAAAAAGUGUAAGCCUUCCCUGAGGUCUGAACAGGAGGAACAUGUAUCAGAAAAUACCUCUCCUGACUUGCUUAGUCAAACAGAAUGUGAGUCAAAAAAUCACGACCAUCCUUCUGAAGCUGUCCUAGACCAUGAAGGUAGAACUCCUAAACCAACAGUAAAAAAUGCUUUGUUGGAAGACUCAACUACAGAAGAGAAAAACAUAGGCAUUAUUAUGGAAUCUAAAGAAAAUACACCUUCGGUUCCAACACCAGCAGAUCAAACAGUAAGUGAAGAUAGUCAAGCUGCAGUAGCUGCAAAUCCAAAAACCCUCAGACGGUCUUCAAGGCGGCGUUCAGAAAUGGUGGAGUCUUCAACUGACAGCCAAGAUAAGGAUAAUGGUCAACCAAAAAAGGAAAGACGGAAGGAAGAAGAAAAAGCAGUUCCAAAGAGUCCAUUGCAUACAAAAGAUGACAAGUUGCCCAAGCAAAAACUAACUGCUGAGUUACCUAUACAGGAUAAUUUAACUGAAAAAGAAAGUAGUUUACAUGAGAAAACUAUAGAGGAACCAAAUGUGAAUGCUGAAAUUGACCAAAAUAAAAGAAAAUCAGACCUUGAGGAUGUUAGUUCUGAGGGAGGUAGUACCCAGGACAAUGUAGAAAAGUCAUCCGAGAAACCUUUGAGAGGACGUACACGUUACCAGACAAGAAGAGCAUCUCAGGGGUUGCUUUCCAGUGUUGAAAACUCAGAAUCUGAUAGUUCUGAGGCAAAGGAAGAAGUUACUAGGAAGAAACGAUCUGGAAAAUGGAAAAGCAAAAACAGUGACAGUGUUGACGUUGGAGAACAAGAAGAGAAAAUGGUCCAAGAGGAAUGUAUAAAAACUGCAAAUGAGACACAUGAUGGUCAGACAGUUCCUGAAGUUGAUGUAGAUGCAGUGGCUCAGAUUUGUGAAGAAAGUACAGAUAGGGUAAUCCUUCAGGAGUCUACUGGGUCUUCAGAUUCACUCCAAGUUACUGAUACACCAGUUACAGGUGAGGACUCAAGUAAGACUAGCAAGUGUGUAGAUAACUCAUUUGCAAGUUCACCUAUGCCUGAAUCAAAUCUCAGAACUAGGAAUGCCAGUAAGAGAUUUCAUAAACGAGAUAUUGAUAUUGUAGGUGAAUGCUCAAAAAUGGACACAUCAGACAUUUCAAUGCCUUCUGAGAAAUGGACACAAGCAGUUGAAUGUCAACAUAAGAGAAGCAGGCGAGUCAGGAGAUCGAAGAGCUGUGACUGCUGUGGGGAAAAAUCACUGUCCCAGGAAAAGUCAUUUAUUGGGUUACAGGACACAGAGAGUUGUGCUAUAAAGAGCAUGGAGACAAACACAGAGAUGCAAACACCAGAGACUAUACCUGAAACUUGUGAUGCUAAUGAGCACACUGAAACUAAGUUGGUAGAUGAACAACCUAUCACAAAUUUUUAUUUGGGUCCUAAAGAAGAGAAUUCUACUGCUGGUGAUUUAACUAGGUCUGAAACUGCAUCGGAAGAAGAUAGGAAAAACAUUCUCCCAUCAGAAAUAGUAAAUACAGAUUCUAGUGAAAUAGUAUCUGAAAUCCAAGAGCCACGUAAUGAAUCAUUUAAUGCUGAAGACCCAUGCUUAAGUGAUUCUAAGGACACUUCACGAAAAUAUUCUUCAGAUAACCAAGUAGAAAGUCCAGGCGCUGUUCUGAAAAAGGAGUUUGACACCAGCAGUGUAGGGAAUGUAUGCAAAGUAAUAGCUGGAUCCAACUCAGAGGAUGUUGAAGCUAUGGAAUUCGAUGUAGGAGAUGUCAAGUUUGGAGCUUCCUCCUCUGAACAGAAGAGUGGCCAACUGGAUGUUUCUGUAGAUAUGGCAAUGGAGGAAGAUAAUAAAAAAGAUGAAUUUGAAGCAGUCACAACUGAAGUGAAUGGUGAAGGAACAGCCACUGAAGGCUCUAAUUUUGGUAUAGAUCUUUCUGGUAAAACCACACCUGUUCAGACUGAGCAUCUAGCAAGAGUGAAACUAGAGCGGAUAGGCUCGUGUGAGGAAAUGAGCAAAGAAAUGGAAAGUUGCAAAGCAGUGAUAGCUCAGUUGACUGAAACCGACAACACCGGGGAAAAGGAUAGGAGCAUGAUUGUUAGCUCCUCUACAUCUGAAGAACCAGUUGGAAGACUAGAUGUCCAAACUGAGAACUUUGUUUGUGACAUACCUGAAAAGAGUUGUGAAGAAGAAAGUUUUUAUCACAAAAUUGAAAGAAACAUUGAACUUAAUAAAUUGGAUGAAACAAAAUUGAGUGGCAAUCCAACUGGAGUGGGUAAUGAUAAUCUGCAGGAAGUUUGCCCCACUUCAGAGAAAGUGGAGGAAUUACCACAGUCUCUGACAUCUGAAGUGGCUUCUGAACUGGUAGCAGAAAGCAAUAAUAAUGUUUCUCCUGAAAAAUUAAGAGAGCUGGAUCCUUCAUUUGGAUCAGCAAAUGAAAGUCCUAGUGGUAUGCAGGCACGCUGUGUCUGGUCACCUUUGGCUUCACCAUCCACAAGCAUUUUAAAGAGAGGACUUAAAAGAUCCCACGAAGAUGAGAUCUCAUCACCAGUUAACAAGGUUAGACGUGUCUCGUUUGCAGACCCAAUAUACCAAGCAGGAUUGGCAGAUGACAUUGAUAGGCGUUGCUCUGUUAGGUCUCAUUCUUCAAUUAGCUCUCCCAUAAUAAAAAGUGUUAAAACUUCACCUACUUCACACUCUAAGCAUAAUACCACUUCAGCCAAAGGAUUUCUGUCCCCAGGAUCCCAGAGCCCUAAAUUUAGGAGCUCAAAGAAGUGUUUAAUUACAGAAAUGGCUAAAGAAUCCAUGCUAUCUCCAACAACAGAGAGUGUUUACCCAGCUUUGGUGAACUGUGCAGCAUCAGUUGACAUCAUUUUACCUCAGAUUACAUCAAACAUGUGGGCAAGAGGUCUAGGACAACUUAUCAGAGCCAAGAAUAUAAAAACAAUUGGUGAUUUGAGUACUCUUACUGCAUCUGAAAUAAAAACUCUUCCUAUUCGCUCUCCAAAGGUGUUUAAUGUAAAAAAGGCUCUCAGAGUGUACCAUGAGCAACAGAUGAAAUCUCGUGGACUUGAAGAGAUUCCAGUUUUUGACAUUUCUGAGAAGGCAGUAAAUGGAGUAGAAAGCAAGCCCCUCUCAACUGAUGAAGAAAGGCUUGCCUCAGAUUUGAUUGAUCCUGUGACUUUAGACACCCCGUUGUCUAAAAAUCUUAUGGCACAAAUUAGUGCUCUUGCUCUUCAACUGGAUUCAGAAGAUCUCUACAGUUACUCUGGAAGCCAGCUUUUUGAAAUGCAUGAGAAACUUGGUACCAUGGCAAACUCAAUAAUAAGAAAUCUACAGUCACGUUGGAGAUCUCCAGCCCAUGAAAAUUCUUAGUAUUUUAAAGAGAAAUAUAAAGCUUUUUCAACAUCAGAUUUUAUUUUUUUGGCUUUUAAAAAUACCUGGCAACAUUUUAAAAAGGAAACUUUGCAAAGUCGAUAGAAUAUCAAAUCCUGAAAGAGAAUGAAUUAUUAGGUCAGUUUUCUAAGUUCGUUAGUAAAGAUAUUCCCUACUGUAUUUUCUUGGCCAGUAUACAUAGUUUUGUAAGAAAUUUAAAUGUUACUGAAACUUGAAAGCUAACGAGAUAUAAAUACUUUUUUUCAUACUUUAACUCAUGCAUAUUUUGGUGUAGCUCAUAAUACAAAUAUUUUAAAAUAGAAAAGUUUUAUUUACAAUGUAUUGAACUGAUAAAGGUGUUUAUACUUUUCAAAAUAUUUAUAUUUGUUGUGCCUGGUGAAACACCUGUACUGAGAUGCAAAAAAAUGAGAGCUUUUCCUUCAGAUAACACCUGUAGAAAACCUUUGAGAGAAAUACCAAGUUUCAACUUGUUGGGUGCAAAAUAAAAAUGCUUAAUUUACUAACAUUCCAUGCAUUUAGCAUUGACAAAUAUUUGUGCCAGCAGCAUUUGUCUGUGAAAAUGUGCUCUUAUGAGGUAUAGUGUUCACUUUUAAAUGCAUGACUGUUUGUACAUUGUGUAUAGAAGACUGCUUUUUUAAUUUAUAAAGUUCAACUUUCCUUGAUUGCAUGAGUUUCUCCAGCUUCUUGUGAAUACCUUUUUUUUUGUUUAAUAGAAACAUUUGUAUAUAUUUAAUAUCAAAAUAUCCAUAUGGAUAGUAAAAGUACUUCAUGGACUUACUGUGGAUAUUUGUAGGAGUCUAUCUACAAAUAAAGCAACAGGUAGUUUUGUAUUAAGUUAAGACAUGAGUUUAUUUUCUUAAGUGUCCAGAGUAAUUAAAAUUAUUGGAACCAGAAAAUUUUACAUGCCACUACCUUUUUGUUUUUUCUUUUUGUGUUGUUUUCUUUUGGUUUGGAAGAGAAUCCCAGCCGCUAGAAAAUGUGCCUCAUUAUGUUUCUUCUUAAUGGAGAGUUAGCAUGGAUAUUUUCAUUGCAGAAUUGUACUGUAAAACGUCUAUAGAGAUAACUGGUUUAAUUACACACUGAAAACUAAACGUGGAAGAAAUUUGAGACUGCCCUUUUUAUAUGUAUGUUUUGUCUAGUUAAAAAAAUAGGAUAUAUAAUUAAACCGUUUGUAAAUUUUACUAAAUCGUUAAUGCCUGUCUUCACAUAUGUUUUAUCUUUUUGUUUUUGAGAUAUAGUCUUAGUGUAUCCCAGGCUAGGAGGGGGUAAGGAGACACUGCACCAACAACUCAGGCACCUCGAGUCAGUGAGUAGUAUAUAGUAUAGUAUGCUGUAGACUCAUUUAUUCAGGAAGUUAGACCUGCCAUUAUACGUCCUUCCAAGGUCCUAUUGACCCAGACUGACUUUGCUGUGUUGUCCUUUCCUCAUUGGAAGUCAGCAGUCUCUGUGCCUGCCAUGCAUGCUCAUGUGGGCUGGCCUGGGGGCGGGCGGAGGAUGGGCAGGAGCGUUGCAGGGCAACUGUGUCUUGGGUAGGCUGGCCGCAGUUUCUCCUACAAACUUCUAUGAUCCUUCUGCAGCCUUUGCCUCCAGAGUUCCGAGAUUGCAGGUGUUUGCUACCAUGCAGUUUUAUGUUUUUCCAAAGGAUGUAUCUUGCCUGUUUUUCUGAAUAAAAUCAGUGGGUAAUCUUAGUUUCAAAGUUAGUUUAACCUCCACUGCAAUUGUAAAGUCUUUUGUAGUUUAAGGUCUCCUUUUUCCAGCAGAGACCCCCUGCUGCCCCUUUGACCUCUACAUGGACAUGGUGCACACACGUGUACACAUACACACAAUUAAAAACAUUCUUACUUUCUGUACAUAAGUGUUUUACUUGGCAUUUGCAUAUGUAUACCAUGUAAAUACCUGGUGCCCAUGAUAGCCAGAGGAAGGCAUCUGAUCCCUGGGAAAACCAGAGUUAUAGGUAGAUGUGAGCAACCCUGUGGGUGCUGACAAUCAAACCCAUGGCAUCUGAAAGGGCAGCAAGUGCUCUAACCGCUGAGCCAUCUUAAUCUUUUUUUUUAAAAGAAGCUAGUGGUAUGCAAAGCAUAUUUUUCAUGUCUGAACAUAGUGGAGUUUGAUCAAACUGAGUUUAUAACUGAAGAUGUUGCUCUGUUUCAGUACUAAAGGAUCUUACUCUGAAUUUCAAAUGUGGAUGAUGAAUCCGAUUAAUUAGGUUAGUACAGUUGUUAAAUAGGACUUAAGUCUAAAGCUUAAAAGCACAGUUGUUCAAUGACAUCGCCUUUGGAUUCUUGUUUUUUUUCCCCCCAGUACAACUUGAAAUUAUCCAGGAAUCCACUAACAUAUUUACGGGUCAAUGGAAUGUCAGUCAUUUAAAAUGUUAAUGAUUAGACACUGAACAUGAUGGUAACUUGUGCCCUGUAAUUGCAAUACUUGGGAGGCUUAGGCAGAUGAUUGCUUUGUGCUAAGUUCAACCUGGUCUACAGAAUAAGAGUCUGUUUUAAACCCAUAAAACAGGGGAAAAGUAGGGUCUUAAAAUAUAUAAGUUCAUGUUAUGUUUUGUAAAUGUUAAUUGGAGGGUUUUGUUUGGUGUAAGGCAAAAACAUGAAAAUAAUAAAGUGCUGGUUGACAGUACUGUCCCUUACUGCAGUGCCUUGCUUCUCUCUGAGAAUGCUCAGGUUUCAUUUCAUUAUCGUGAUUGAUUUUAGAGCCUGUUGUUCGCCAAGUCAGGCUAUAGAACAGCUAUUGUCAUUGGGGUGGUGCUUGACUGGGGACUGGACUGGAACUCACUUUGUAGACCAGUUAGUCUCAAACCCACAAGCAACACUUGCUUUAGCCUCCCAAAUGUUUUGAUUAAAGGCAUGUUAAUUGAUUUUGAGGUUUCUGAUGACUCAGUUAAUGGUUAUGUCUGUUAAUGUACCUGGCUUUAUAUAUUGCUCUUUGGAAAUAUCCAUUAAAGUCCAUGUCUUUCAAAUUUAA